GCCUAUUUCUCUUACCCUUCCAUUUCUAGGGUUUAGAAGAAACACACAAAAAAGCGGCGAUCCUUACCAUCAAUCAAUGGCGUGCACAAUCGAUUUCCGUCGCUUAGAUGAAGGAUUCGGCGGCAAGACCUUCAAGCGCAAGCGCGCCGAACAACAGCUCGAAAUCGAUGCCGCCAUGGAAAUCGAAACCGAACCAGAAAUCGACACUCAAUCUUCAGCAAAACGACAAGCGGUUUCAUCAGCAGAAGAUCCUAACCGUCCGAUCUUCGGAAAACCGACAUACGACGGCGUAAUCGCCGGAAGAGUGUCAGGACGGAAGUGGAAGGAACCGAGAACGAAACGAUCGUCGGCGGUUAGAGUUAGUUUGAAGAAAUCGACGUUUGAAGAAAGAGCGAAAAAUAAGGAGGUGAAAAAAGCGUACAAGGAGAGAAUGACGGAAUUGAAAGAAGAAAUAAGGAAGAAUAAAGUGGAGAAAAGAGAGAAGAAGAAGGAGAGAGAGAAAAGGAAGGAGGAGAAUAUAUUAAAGAGUGGAAUGAAGUUGCAGAAGAUUACGAAUCCGAAAACUUUGAAGAAGAUUGCGCAGUCUAAGAAUAAGAAGAAGCUUUUGAAAGUUGUUCCUGAUACUUUGAUUAAGAAAUAGGCUGCUAAUGAGAAUUUGUUUGUUUGGCUAUGUUUUAAGAUCUUUUUAUUUUUCUUAAUGCUUUUUGUUUUGAUAUUUAUGAGGUAUUGAAAUAGAAAUGGAUAAUUUUUUGUUUUCAAGAA
Erigeron canadensis is the source of this 762-nucleotide messenger RNA. Its product is annotated as nucleolar protein 58. Gene Ontology annotation, cellular component: nucleolus. The record is from RefSeq and is a predicted model, not a curated record. The transcript has a single exon. The coding region runs from base 77 to 640 and encodes 187 amino acids. NCBI's taxonomy places the organism in Eukaryota, Viridiplantae, Streptophyta, Magnoliopsida, Asterales, Asteraceae.